Oryzias melastigma (Indian medaka) is the source of this 6562-nucleotide messenger RNA. RefSeq names its product ELAV like neuron-specific RNA binding protein 3 (gene elavl3). Gene Ontology annotation, cellular component: ribonucleoprotein complex. Gene Ontology annotation, molecular function: RNA binding. NCBI's taxonomy places the organism in Eukaryota, Metazoa, Chordata, Actinopteri, Beloniformes, Adrianichthyidae. The record is from RefSeq and is a predicted model, not a curated record. The transcript is spliced from 8 exons. The coding region runs from base 732 to 1889 and encodes 385 amino acids.
UGAGUGCAAAAUGUGGGGAAAGGAGAACUCCACUGUCUUCUGCUGCACCCAUCUGUUCUGAAAGUGCAGGUGGAACCCUAUUCACUCUGCUCGGCAUGUGUUUCGAGAGGAGGGCAGGAAGAAAGGAAGGGCAGCAAGAAGGAGGGGAGAGAGGAGAUGGAAGGGCAGGAAUGGAACAGGGAAGAGGGGGAGGACUCUUGGUGAUCUCUCCUGAAGGGGAUAAUGGGAGAGGAGCGUAUAGCAAUGGCUGCCAUGUAGUACCCUCCCUGCACAAUUAGCCAAUCAGCGGCGUGCUCUCCCAGCCAGGAGGACGCAUAAAAGAAGAACAUUGCAGCAGAGGCACAGAAGGAGACUGUGAGAGGAGCAAGGAAUUACACACAAAAGCAGCGGAACCAGAACACCCUCCCCUGGACACACCCUGCUGAGGAUCACUGCUUCUCUUUUUUCUGAUCCGUCGCCCACGCCACUCGGAGAGAACCCUCUCCCUCAUCACCAUCCAGCAGAAAACUCUUUUCUCCUCAUUUUCAUCCUAUAGGGGACACCUACAAUCUCGGAGGGCUGAGAUCCCUUGGUGAAGAUAGUAUUUUUUUUCCUUUUUUUCUUUUUUUUUCUUUUCAUUUUUGACUCUCAACAAAAGGCCAAAUAAUAUAAAGGCCAUUCAGCAAAGACAGACUUCAGCUUCAAGACCAGUGGAAAAGGAGGACCUAGAUUUCUUUCAUUGUACGUCAAGAAUGGUUACUCAGAUAAUCAGCACCAUGGAAACCCAGGUGUCCAACGGUCCAAGCGGAACCAGCCUGCCAAACGGCCCCGUCAUCAGUACAAACGGCUCCACGGACGACAGCAAAACCAACUUGAUCGUCAACUACCUGCCUCAGAACAUGACCCAGGAAGAAUUUAAAAGUUUGUUUGGUAGCAUUGGAGAGAUCGAGUCCUGCAAGCUGGUCAGGGACAAGAUUACAGGUCAGAGUCUGGGAUACGGCUUUGUAAACUAUGUGGAUCCAAAUGAUGCCGAUAAGGCCAUCAACACGCUUAACGGUCUCAAAUUGCAGACUAAAACAAUCAAGGUAUCAUACGCUCGACCGAGCUCAGCUUCAAUCCGAGAUGCCAACCUUUAUGUGAGUGGACUUCCGAAAACUAUGAGCCAGAAAGACAUGGAACAGUUAUUUUCCCAGUACGGUCGCAUCAUCACAUCCCGUAUCCUUGUGGACCAAGUUACAGCAGGCAUAUCACGAGGAGUAGGCUUCAUCCGGUUUGACAAGCGAAAUGAAGCAGAGGAGGCCAUCAAAGGACUGAAUGGACAGAAGCCUUUGGGCGCAGCCGAACCCAUAACGGUCAAGUUCGCCAACAACCCCAGCCAGAAGACGGGGCAGGCCUUACUGACUCAGCUAUACCAAACCGCCGCCCGCCGCUACACGGGACCCCUUCACCACCAGACUCAGCGUUUCAGUGUGAUCCCUUCACUUGGAAAGGGACCAGAUCCAAAUAACAGCUCAAACACAAUACUCGACAAUUUACUAAACGCCAGCUACGGAGUCAAGAGCUCUCCGGUUCUCUUCCCCAGAUUCUCCCCCAUCACUAUUGACAGCAUGACCAGCCUGGCUGGGGUCAACCUCACCGGUCCGACCGGAGCCGGCUGGUGCAUCUUUGUGUACAACCUGUCCCCCGAGGCGGAUGAGAGCGUCCUGUGGCAGCUCUUUGGGCCUUUCGGUGCCGUCACCAAUGUCAAAGUCAUCCGCGACUUCACCACCAACAAAUGUAAGGGCUUCGGCUUCGUCACCAUGACCAACUACGACGAGGCCGCCAUGGCAAUCGCUAGCCUCAACGGCUACCGCCUGGGCGACCGCGUGCUGCAGGUUUCCUUCAAGACCAGCAAGCAGCACAAAGCUUGAAAGAGAAGUCGCUCGCUCCAGCUUGUUCGACCUGCAGGGAGACAAACCUCCCUGCGACAUCACUCUACAUGGGCCUGGACUGAGUCUCUCUGACAUACUGUCACACAAAUUCACACCAAACAGACAUACAUGAACACACAAGUCAGAGUUUCAAACAAACACACUAGUGGAGUUUUUCUUUUCUCUUUACACGACAUUCUAGUCCUUCUCUGCAUUUGCCUGGAUUGAAUUAGAAAGGGCCUCGGGGUAAGGACAAGAGCUAUCUACUUAUAGGAGACAGUCUAACGAAUGUGACAGAGAAUGUGAACUGAGUGCUUUGAUUGAAUUCAGGCAAAUAUUAACAACCGAUGAACAAAAUUAUCAAAAAAAAAAAAAAAAAGAAGAAAAAAAUUUAAGUGAACAUAUAUGUGCAAUUUACCCAAACUCUUACCCCACCAUCUCUCCCGGGGAGGAGAGGAUGUAGUCACCUUUUUUACACUUGGGCAUUUUGAAUCAGCAAUUUUUUUUAGAUCAAAGAAAAUUAAACAAAAAAAAAGAAAUAAAAAAACAGUGUUCUAUUAAAAUAUUACUAUAUAUUCAAUAUUUAAGCUCGUUAUAAUAGCCGAGUAUGUAAGCAUUUUCUAGAAACUUUGACUACUGUUUCCUGACCUGCAGUAGGCGGUGCCUAGCGUGGAGGUAGUUUACCAUAUUUGAGCUUUUUAGCUCAGACUCAAUAUGAUUUAGCUUAACUAAUGGAAAAGAGUAGCUCGAAGGCCAUCGUGAUCACUUCUCCCUCACAGCCUCACACAGCAGAACACUUAUUCAGACAUUAAGAAAGAUUUACACAUAUAUACUCCUCCAAAGCUGUAUUUCUUUCUAAUCUUAUGGAUUUUAUACAGUCUGUGAUUGAGCUCUCAAGGUGACGAUCUUCUUUAGUAAUUCCGUGCUGGGCUAGAGGGUGAUCUGGAAACGUGCGAGUGUGAGGGGAAAUCCACUUCUUUACUACAGCAGCAGCAGCAGAUAAUACCGGUGUUUUAAAUAUUUUUUUAACCACAUUUUUGUCUGUAGUCGCCUGCUUUGUUUGCGCUCCACAGCCUCUAUUUAACCUCUAUUUAUCAAAAGAAAACCCCAAACAAGACGGUAAUUGAUAUAAUUUACACUCUGAUUCUGAACAUUCGUCACCCCAGUAAUACGAAAUUCUGCAAAAAUCACAAAAUAAAAGCACCGGUAUUAUUCUACACAGAUGAUUUUUAAAAAACACAUAUCUGAGAGUUCAGUAAAUUCAAGGGAUCUAUGGUUACAACUUGACCAGAUACAGAAAACAACUUUUUUCUUUUUUAAAAUGAAAAUAUUUCAGACAGAGUCAUGUUUGGCAUUUGCUCAAAAUCAUCCUUCCAGGAGAAAAAUGACCUGCAACUCCAACUGAUAAAUGCUCCCAAAGUUUUAGACGAAAAGCUUGUUUGUUCUCUUCCCGAAAAACUUUGAACUCCUUGCCCCGUGAGAGAUGACUGUACAAUAUCAAACUCACAAACUGAGUGUCACAGCUUUUCUUCUGCUGAUAACACACAAAAAAAUGUAUAAAUUUCCUAAGAUCUGUUUGGUGCAACUACAAAAAUAGACGUUUUAAAAUAUCCCCAACCCAAGAGCAUGAGGAUUAUUUAUGGCACCCUUGAAGAAAUGAAAUAAUCCCAUUCAUCUGAACAGACAGUUAAGCCCAGACUUUAGACUCACCACAAAGAAAGCUCAUGUCUUUCAAUAUCACUACACCUGCACACCAUAAUAGAUUAAAAAAAAAGGUCAACUAUAUUCAAGACACUUUUGCUUUUGCUUUUCUAAGUGACGCUGUGUUAGCCAAAGAGGACGAUCUCUUUGAAAGGAUUACAUUAGAGAUAAAUCUAUUUUUAUACAUACAAAGGAACAAGAUCUUGUGCUGAAUUUUUACAGAUUCUUAAGCUUGGAAAAUUGGGGCAUCACAUUGCUUUGUUUUGAACCCUCUGAUCUUUGCAGAGUAAGAGGGGGGGGGAGCGUACUGUGUUUGGGUGGGGAUUCAGGGAGGGGGGCGAAGGAGCUCACACGUAACCGUCUAACCAUGUCAAAAGAAAAAAGAAAAAAAAGCCAAACAGAGACGAAUCUACUGGAAAAACAGUUUGGAGUCGAACCAUGAAAGACAGUCAGCAAAACCUGAAGUUCUGUACAGUGUUGCUUCAGAAAGAGAACGCGAGAAUCCCAGAAGAAGCAGCAGUGAGCUUAAAGAAUAGCUUCUUGCAGAUCCAAACAGUGACGCAUAUAUAUAACAAACACUAAGCAUGAGUCUUAAUGAUUAGAUAGAUUUGAGUUUUGCCAAAGAAUUGCUUCGCGAGUCAGCAACAAGAAGGAUCAACUGUAAUAUUCCCUAAGUAAUUGCUGUACAAAUCUGUCUUCUUUAGUGAAUAAGGACCCUGUACAAUUUGAGUUACUUUUUUAAACGUUGCGCAUAUCAGUUUCCAUUUCUAAAACUUAAAGCCACCUUAUCGAGUGCAAAAAUCCAACAGAUGCAAGUCGAUCCCAAUUGCACACAUUUCAUGCAGUAAUGGAAGGCAUAUCAAAGCGAUGAGUCACUGCUAGAAAAAAUACAUUCUUGUAAUGCAGAUCCCCUGACAUUUCAACCAUCUGCUGUCUUUGUCCUCACAACAGUUUACAUUACAGCUCCUUUAAGUAGUUUUACUCGCAUUUUUCAGUACUUUUUCAUCCCCUAAAAUUGCUGGCGACAGCAAUAGCACAGGAGACUGAGCGCUUGGCGAGCCCAGAACAAACGCGUGACCCGGCCAUGUUGACCCGCAGCUGAAGUCGUUUACCAGGCCAUGUCCAAUAUCUUGCAGUCACACUACAAACCUACAAGUUCACAAUAUUAACCUGUCAUUCAAGAUCCAAAGUUACACCCGAUGUACAGCUGAGAGCCACGGACUAUGGCAGGAAACAGUACUCCACUGCUUGAGCAACAACAAUAAUCAUUUUGAAAAGACAAAAAAAUUUUCCUAUGGAACAGUAAGUGCAAUGUGCUUUGUUUUUAUAUUGACUCAGAACAAAUGAUAUAUAUAUUUUUAAAGAAGAAAUUAAAUGUCACACUGAAAAGGUUCGCGAAACAGUGAAAGAAGCAAAUGAUCAAACAAACAAAAGCAUUCAAACGAACAGACGCACUGAUUAAAAGAAAACGCAUCUGAAAAUUUCACUUCCUCAGUCCCUAAUUUGUGCUCUGACCAUGCAAGCUCAAAACAAAACUGCAUAUCUGGCCUACCUAACGGAGCAAUUCUCAAAGACUUUGAAAGGAAAACUGUCAAAUACAUCAUCAGUUUUUGCCCAUGUCGAUUUCAAAUAUCAUUUUUACUUGUAAUUUAUUGAUUUUAUUUACAUAUCAAAACUCACUUGUUGAAUUAGUGUAUUUGUGUUGUUGAUGUUGCCAUAGAGAACACACAUGGGUCAAAGAUUCUUUCUUUUUGUUGCAUUAAUUGGGUACAGUUUUCUUUCUUUUUCUUUUUUUUAUUAGUUGCAGUUUUUACAGUGUAUGCAGAUUUUAGACUUAGUUAGAUUUUUUUAUUUAAAUCAAACUGUGUUCAAUUGUGUUUGUAAAGUCUGUGGUAGCUUUUGUUGCAACAUAAAAUAAUUUAAACAGAAAAAAUUCAAAAUAGCGCCAAGAAACUUGUAUUAUUUGGGCGACUUUAAGCUUGUAGUUUUAACUUAUUGUUAACUUAAAAACUAUUUAUUAUCAUUAUUAUUAUUGCCUCGUAUAAAGUAUGUUUUGUGUAUAUUUAUGGUUUAUUUCAUUAUAUUUGCAAGUUUAAAAGAAUUUAAGUUUGCCAAAAUUGUGGUUACACCAUUUUGUUUCUUAAAAGGGAGACACAUAGAAAAACAGCUUUAGAAUUUGGAAACGUUCUCCAUAGUCAAAGAAUGCACUGCUAUAUUUAACUAAUUGAAGUGUAUAAACAUACAUGCUGUGUGCUAGAUGUUAUGCCUUUACUGCCUGUGUUCUGUUUGUCUUGUUAAAUGAAAAUCUUUUAAUUAUUUAAUCUAAUCACAGUCUUGUUUUUUCAACCACUCGUUGAACCCCCUGAGACGAGGAGAAGGCCAUCUUUUGAGGCUUGAAAGUGCAACAACUAGAGUUAGAGUUUAAGUCACUCACAAGAAACUUUCCUGUUUUGCUCAAAGAUAAAUUUAUCAAAAUGAUUGAUUACGGAAAUCAAAUUUACUUUAAAUUCGCCAUAUUUGGGGUGGAAAAAAACACAUUUCCCUGGUUUUGAAAAUGUGCUGCAGGAAGGUUUUCUUGGGAGCGUGUGGAGUUGUAAAAGGGGUGAGUGGUCCUUCUGUUUAUCAACUGUAUUUUGUGUCUAUUUAUUUAGAAAAGGGGACGCAGUAACUUAGUGAAGUUUUUCUUACACUUUCCUGGAACGGUAGAACAAAUCAAAGGUGAAAAAUGAUCAAAACAGUUCUGCGGACGCCACCGUCAGCAGGAAAACUGCAAAAUCACAUACUUCCAGACAUGACCAAAUGAACAAUGUCAAAAUUUAAUAAAGGAAAAAAAAAAGAUAAACCUUUCAGUUUAGAAUAGGAUAUUUAUUACUGGGAUUUCAGCUGAAGACGCUUGAAGACUUUUUCAUGGAAUUGUUUAAUUAUUUGUACUUUACAUGCCAGAAAAAUAAAAUAAAAGUUACAAAUACAAA